Messenger RNA from Cuscuta campestris, 1180 nucleotides. The record is from the annotation of a GenBank genome assembly. Lineage: Eukaryota; Viridiplantae; Streptophyta; Magnoliopsida; Solanales; Convolvulaceae.
AAAACACAUCAAAAAGAAGACCAGAGGGUGGGCCGCGCGCCAUUAAUUGGUGAGGCGGGGCAGGAAGUGUUUGUGAUUAUCAAAGAGACAAAGUAAUCAAAGAUCCCAACAACUUUUCUCUCUUUUUCUCCCAUGGAGAUCUUCCCCAGAUUUAUAUCCCAACUCCUGUCCUCAGCAUAUCGAAUUUCCACUCUCCGAUCGUUUCUCUUUCUGUAAUCUUUAUGAUCGAACUACCAGAUCGAUCAUAUUUUUUGAUGCGCACAACCCAUUCAUAUAUGUGUGUGUGUAUACAUACAUAUAUAUAUAUAUGGGCGUCCAAUUUAAUCAAACCCAUUCAUCGAAGCUUUAUUCUUCUUCAAUUUUGUUCAAUUUCUUGAGCUCAAAUUAGAUUAUUUCCCUUUCUUCUUCCCCUUCAAUUACGUAUAUUGAUCCAGUCACAGAAUUCGAGCCAAAGGGAAAUGGAAGCAGCCGAUCAACGCAAGUUCCACGUUCUCGCCGUCGACGACAGCAUCGUGGACCGGAAGCUGAUCGAGAGGCUGGUGAGGGCGGCUUGCGCCGGCGACGAGGUGGCCGUGACGGUGGUGGAUUCCGGGACGAAGGCCCUCCGGGUGGUGGAGGAAGCGGAGGUGAAUCUGAUCAUCACUGAUUACACCAUGCCCGGGAUGACCGGCUACGAUCUGCUCCGGGAGAUCAAGGGCUGCUCCGCCUUCAGCCACAUCCCCGUCGUGGUGGUCUCGUCCGAAGACGUCCCGUCGAGGAUUCGCAGCUGCCUGUCGGAGGGCGCCGAGGAGUUCUGCCUCAAACCCGUCCGGCUCUCCGACGUCAAACCGCAUCUCUUGAACGCCGCCUGCAGAGGAAGGCCGGCGGCCGGACUGAAUCCCGCAAUUUGCGGAAACGCUUGAUUUGUCGAUUAUCUUACGGAGCACUCUGUACUAAUGAACCACUAAUUAAUGCAAAUUAUUAGAUCAAAUUUGAGGAAUUUGAAUCCCUGUUUGUUUUAGUUCUGAAUCGAAACUAGAAAUCAGGGAAGGCGAAGGACAAAAUUGAGUUCGAUUUCAACCCUAGCUAGAACCAAAUGCUCCGCCUUCUGGCCGUAGCUCUAGCUCCGAUGAACGACGGCGCCGCUGCAGUAAAAGUAAAACACAUCAAUUGGAAAAAAGAAUACAGAAGGGAUUAUUUG